CCUUUAUAUCAACGUCCGCUGUCGCUGUUACUACUACUAGUUUCACAAGUGUCUCUUUGCCCUACCCACGCACUUUGACACCACCACCACCACCACCACUACCAUCACAACUGUCUCUGCUAAUACUUUUUUGUCAGUUAUUCCACUCAGAUCGCAGAAUCUAGCUACAACAACAACAACACUGACAAUCACAGAUGACCAACACCACUCUCAGUGUGGUACCCACCACCACUGACGACUACCAGUAUACCCACCACUACCUACAACAGCUACUCCUACUAUUUCGACGCAGAUUUGUUCCAAUCCGUCACCACUGUGUCACCGUUCGUCACCACUACCAACAUCUAACACCACCACCAACAACAACAACAACAACAACUACACGUGCAAACAAAAAUUUACACGUGGUCGCUCGAUCUGUUAAAUAUAACAGCUAAAUUCCCAUUAGCUUACAUUUUAAGAUAAAAACAGAUACGUUGGAUUAUUAUACAAGACGGGUUUAUUUUGCGUGAUAUGAUCACAGCUGGAAUGUCUUCGAUGAUACGUCUGCUCGACCUAGGCUGACCUGGGGCAAAACAAAGAACAACAACGUCAAUAAUACUACGUAUCCAGCCACCUCUACUGCCAAUAGCACCACUACCACUACCACUAAUAAUACUGACAACAAUUACAACAUUAGUGUUAUACAACAUCAAAAAUAACUUUCAACAUCAACAAAGGCAAAUAGCAUUAACAUCAACUGUUGCCACUGUACACAGGGAAGGUGUUGUUCCCGCCACCGCCGAUGCAAAAACGAAGACCACCACCACUACCACCAGCGCUACCACUCUUAGAACCAUCAUCUCUACUACACUAUUGCAGUACCAACAUUUCAACUGCCUAAUACUGCGUCUCGAUCCAAUUUCCUGUCAAUCUCCAACACGCCACUGCUACCACCACCGCCAUCACCACCACACCACCACCACCACUCCUCCUCCCCUCCUCCGAACCGUCUUCGCAGCAAUAUAGGCCCCUGGACAAAUCAAUGCACUGGAUCCUAUAUUUAUUAUUUACCGAAAGCAAACUACGUCAUACAUAGAUAAGUAUUGGGGGGACUAGGCCUGUGAGGGCCCUGGGCAACUGCCCAGUGUGCCCAUGCCUUAAGACACUACUACUACCCGGAUCACAUGGACCACCUGAUGGACACGGCAGGAUGAUGUAUUGAGUCCCAGCACAGUAAACUCGGCAUGCCGAAAAUCUCAAUCUCCUGCCGGCUUCACUACGGUUUCUAUGGAAACAGAGAGGGGCCGCAUCCAGCGAGACGCGUCGGCAGCGUUUCGGAGGGUCACUCGACCGUGGAGACAGCGCGGAUGGCGACGACAGCUGUGAGUCACUUCCGGGGACAAACCACAACACAGGAUUUUGGUUUGACUGAAGAAAGAAAAGUACACAUCGAUGCACAGAAGGAAAACAUGGUGUCAACACUGACUGUUGGCUGUUUAGCUAACUCCCGAAAUGGAUUUAACUGUAAUGGGUUAUGGAAGGGUACCAGAAGACUUUCGAUCAAAAACUGCAGCAAGGAACCUCAGAAGCAAGAAAGUAUUCUCAUUGAUUCUGAUAACCCUGAACACAUUCCUCAAUGCAACACAGAUUUCUCAAAAUCUACAGAAAUCACAGAUAAAGGACAUCACUUCACCAGUUCUUGUACACUUGCUGCAAAUUCUAAGUGUGCAAUAUUGAAAACAUUAUCUCCUGUUAACCAUGAUGACAAAAUCUCUGGGAAUGUAUCAUUUAAUGAAAAUCCUCAAAUGACAAGAGAUUGCAGAAGCCAGGAAACUGACAUUGAAUCAGAAUACUUAAAUGAACUUUGUCAUAAGAAAGUAUCACCUCAGACUUGUAUGGAAUUGGAUAGGGAGACAUAUAAAUGCCUUAGAGAAAAAAAUGCUCCAUCUGUCAAAGCAGAUUCUGAUGUUAUUGCUCAAGAUAAGGUGAUAAAGGGUAGCAGUCUGUUCCACCCAGCAAAACCUCAGGAAUGCAACACUGCUAUUAAAAGUGAUAGUUUGAUUUCAAAUGAAACACAGGAGUUGAAAGAUGGAGACUGCUCGAUGAAAAAAUCAGAGUGGUCCAUGGAACUAUCAUCAUAUCCUGUUGAAACAUUCAUUAUUAGAACUAACCCUGUGGCCAGAAAUUUCUGCUCAAUGUUAAAAGAUACGAGCUCAGUUCUUGGUUCCAAGUGUAAAGAAACAAAAAUGGAAGAUUGUCAACAGACGUCUUUAAGGGAAUCAAACAUCCAAACAAAUAUAAUAAAAAGUUCAUUUGCCACAAUAAAUCUUGCACCUUGUCAAGGGGCCAUUAAUAAUGUCAACAGCAGUAUUAAAACAAUAUCUAGCAAACACACUUUAGAGGAACCUGUUUCUCUGAAGUUGGCUUUUGCAGAUGGCACAAAAACACAGACUAACUUCUUAAACGACAACAACAGCAGUAGUAGUAAUAGUAGUUGCAGUUCUGAAAAGCAUGAAGCUGUGAGUUUCGGACAUCAAAAUGGGUUACAGCUACAGAAGAAUGGUGAGACGUUUCCAGAAACCUCAGAAGAAUCACAAGAAUUGGGUGUUUCAGAACUGAAGAGACAUCAGCAAUGGAAAGAGCAAUGUUGUUCCACUGAACAAGAGAGAGCACCAGCAGUCAGAGUUGACUUAGAAGAUGUUACAGUGAAGGCUGGUUCUUCGGCUGUCUUUGAAUGGAAAGUGGAUGGUUUCCCACAACCCAGUCUGCUCUGGAAACACAAUGAUGUGAUACUAACAGAGAAUGAGUUAUACAAGAUUUGCUAUGAUGGUCAAUCUGCCAUUCUACAGUUGCAGGAGUCACUUGCAGAAGACGCAGGAACCUAUGUAUGUACAGCGACAAAUAGGGCUGGUUCUUGUGAAACAAAGGCAGAACUUUCUGUGCUUGGCAUCCCACCAACAAUAGUACAGUCUAUAGAAACUGUGACGGCACUGAGGGGGAGCCCCGCUCGGUUGCAGUGUUGUGUCACAAGUGACCCUGAAGCUACAGUUUCAUGGAAAUUCAAGGGCAAAGAAAUUCAUUCAGAUGGCCGCAUCCAGAUAACUCAAGAUAGUGACCUACAUUACCUUGACAUCAGUCAUGUGAUGCCAGAAGAUGAUGGCUGCUACGAGUUCACAGCUACUAACCCAUUGGGUAACUUAACAUGCACAAGUUACAUUAUAGUUAAAGAAAAUCAAGAGACUUUUCAAGAAUUCCAAGCAAUUCCUAAAUUCACUGAAGGAAGUAAAUUCAGCACCAGUGAAUCCAGAGAAGGCAUUGGAACCAAUGAUACCAGUGAAACCUGUCUGCCAAAAUAUUCCAGCUUUUCUUCCAGUCCUACUUCAAACCACACACCAGCAACCAAUGUUGUGCUUGCUAAAAAUUAUCUUUCUAGUCGACUGCAGAGCCUUGCAGGUUCAAGUUCUGCAACAGACCCUCCAAAUAUUUUGUUCAGGAGUUGUAACCAACGGGGACUAAUACAGGGAAUAUUUGGUGUACCAGGAAUCUGCAAGGGAGAAAGCAAGAGUAAUACUGAAAACAGAAUGGAAAAGACUGUUUGUUGCCCUCAGUUCGGAGAACCUGGGGAAGAAAUGUCCCAGAUGAGGUCAUUUAAUUCUGAAGACAAUGUUUCUAGGAUAUUUACCAAUAUUACAGGAAACUUUACCACUGCUUCGGAAAAGUUUACCUCAGCUUCAGAAAAAUAUACCUCUUCCUCAGGGAACUUUACCACUGUUCCAGGGAAAUCUACCACUGUUCCUGGAAGAUUUACAUCUGUUUCGGAAAACUUUACCAUUGCCUCGGGAAAAUUUACAGAUACCUCAAGCAACUUUACUACAGAAACUUUACAACCUCAGAUAGUUUUUGCCCGGCAAUAUCGUAAGGAAGAUACUUACAGCCUCCGGUCAGAGUCGACAGUUAAAUCUCCCCAUUCAGACAGAUUACUCAAGCAAUUCACAGCAUCAGCAAGUAAAGAAAAGGAACUUGCUCAAGGACUGAGAGCUGCUGUUGAGAAAAAACUCAAGAUGACAUCAUACAAUAACAUUGAUGAUGAAGAUCAAUUGGAGAAGAUGUUGGAGAAAGUGGACAACUUUGAAGAACGGAAGAAGAUUCGUGCACGACUUCGGGAAAUUAGAGACAAGCAGAUGAGCUCACCAAAAGAGGGAACUGAGAAAUCAGGGGACUCUACAGAAGUUGAGGCCAAUAAGAACAAGGAUUGUUCAGAAACCAGUAAAUCUGGUGAAGGUGAUAAAGAGAAUAUUGACCCACAACAAGAGGUAACUGAGAAAUCAGGGGAUUCUACAGAAGAUGACAUUAACAAAAACAAGAAUUGUUCAGAAACCAGUAAAACUGGUGAAAAUGAUAAAGAGAAUAGUGAUUCACCAAAAGAGGGAACUGAGAAAUCAGGGGAUUCUAUAGAAGAUGAUGUCAAUAAGAACAAGGAUUGUUCAGAAACCAGUAAAUCUGGUGAAAGUGAUAAAGAGAACAUCGACUCACCACAAGAAGUAACUGAAAAAUCAGGGAAUCCUACUGAAGAUGACGUAAAUAAGGACAAAAAUUCUUCAGAAAACAAUAAAAUCGCUGAAGGUGAUAAAGAGAAUAUUGACUCACCAAAAGAAGGAACGGAUAAAUCAGGGAAUUCUACAGAAGAUGGUGGCAAUAAGAACAAGAAUUGUUCAGAAAAUAGUAAAACUGAAGACUCACCAAAAGAGGGAACUGAGAAAUCAGGGGAUUCUACAGAUGAUGUCAAUAAGAACAAGGAUUCAGAAACCAGUAAAUCUGGUGAAGGCGAUAAAGAGAAUAUUGACUCACCAAAAGAGGGAACUGAGAAAUCAGAGGAUUCUACAGAUGAUGUCAAUAAGAACAAGGAUUGUUCAGAAACCAGUAAAUCUGGUGAAGGUGAUAAAGAGAAUAUUGACUCACCAAAAGAGGGAACUGAGAAAUCAGAGGAUUCUACAGAUGAUGUCAAUAAGAACAAGGAUUGUUCAGAAACCAGUAAAUCUGGUGAAGGUGAUAAAGAGAAUAUUGAUGAAUGCAAUGAGUCUAAGACAGAUUCAAAACAGAAUCAAGAAGAGAAGACAGAUACACAGACUGUGGUCACCAAAGAUGGUAGUGGUGGUAUGAAAGAAUGUACUGAAACCAAAACUGUAUCAGCUGAUGGAACUACAACUACAGUGACCAAAAUGACCAAAAUUGUUUCAGGCAAUCCCUCAAUGAGUUCCACAAUAAUUGCUGGUGGUGCUGGAUCACAAACCACAACAACUGAAGUACAAACUGCUGCAGAUGGCACCAAAACUACAGUCAUUAAAAAGACACAGACAGUAACAAAGACUGUCGCUGGCCCAGGAGCUGGAGGCAUGGCUGCCAAUGCUCCAAAAGGAGGGCUUGCUGCCCCUGCCAAGCCUGUUACUCGAAGCCCCAGUGCCAUUAAACAGAUGUUAUUGGAAUGGACUAAAGCUAUGACACAAGAAUAUGCUGAUAAAGUUGUGAUCACAAAUUUCUCCAGCAGUUGGGCCAAUGGAUUAGCAUUCUGUGCCCUUAUUCACCAUUUCUACCCUGAAUCUUUCGACUUCUAUGCCUUGGACCCUAAAAAGAGGAGAUAUAAUUUUGACCUGGCAUUUCAGACUGCUGAGAAAUGUGCUGACAUUGCCCCAUUGCUGGAUACAGAUGACAUGGUAAAAAUGCAGAAACCUGACUGGAAGUGCGUGUUCACAUAUGUGCAAAGUUUCUACCGAAAACUUCAGAAACAUGAGAGGAACAAAGCAAUGCCAAAAGCAUGAGAUCAACCCGUCAGCAUUUUAAUCAGGCUUAGCCCCACCCUCCCUGUAGCUGUGGAGAGAAGAUGAAUGAAAAGUAAAGAAAACUGCGGAGGGUGUGGGUUGGGGUUGGGUUUUUUUAUGGGCUUGCAAUUAAGGGUUGGUUGGUUGGUUGGUUGGUUGGUUGGUUGGCUUGUAGAACUGCUUGCCUUAAGGAUCACUUGAAAAAAGAAUAUUUAUUUUUUUCAAGGACAAGAGAAAAACAAAAGAAAGAAAAAUAAACAAAAAAAAAUUUUUUUUGUCAAUUUGUUUUGAAAUUUUAACUUAUAAAAAGAAAACAAAAACCAAAAAAAUGAACAAAAAAUAUAUUUAAUAAUAAUAACGAUGAUGAUGGUGAUGAUGAUGAUUAUGCUUUCACGAAAUCGGACAGCUUUGUUAUUGAACAAUUACGUUACCGCUGUUUUUCUGAGAGAAUUUCUGCUGGAGCUUAGUUUAAUAAGGUUUCUUGUUUGUUAAACAAUAAAAGCCAGUGUUGCCGUUA
Messenger RNA from Octopus sinensis (East Asian common octopus), 6315 nucleotides. RefSeq names its product serine-rich adhesin for platelets. The record is from RefSeq and is a predicted model, not a curated record. The transcript is spliced from 25 exons. Gene Ontology annotation, biological process: actin cytoskeleton organization. Gene Ontology annotation, molecular function: protein binding. Gene Ontology annotation, cellular component: microtubule organizing center; filamentous actin. The coding region runs from base 1227 to 5798 and encodes 1523 amino acids. Lineage: Eukaryota; Metazoa; Mollusca; Cephalopoda; Octopoda; Octopodidae.